Messenger RNA from Entrophospora candida, 1632 nucleotides. Lineage: Eukaryota; Fungi; Glomeromycota; Glomeromycetes; Entrophosporales; Entrophosporaceae. The record is from the annotation of a GenBank genome assembly.
AUGAGACCAGGACUAACUGAAGAAAUAAAAGCAGCAUUUCGUGCAAAAAUUGGUGACAAUGUUAUUAAUCUAACUGAAGAGAAGAUAAUACAAUUAUGGGACAAUUAUUAUAGUCCGGUGAAUAUUGUUUCUUCUCGGUUUGGUGGUUUUCAGAGUGCUACCGAGAGCGGAGGAGGAGUUUGCUAUUCUGCUAAAUUUCCAGAAGGACCUUCUUAUCCAGAAAAAGAAGUUCGUGAUUGCGAUGAUGGACAUUUCAAUCCUUUUGCGAAAAGAAAAGAGUUUGCUGAUGCAGAAUCCCGAUUAAGAAAGAUUUUAUUAGAAGUUAGUGAAGAAAUUCUUCCCGAGGCAGAAAAGGAAAAAUUGAAAAAAUAUCAAGAGGCUGAUCCAUCCACUUUCGAAUAUCAAAAGUUGAUAGAUGAACUAAUAGGUUCGAGGCCAGAAAAUGAUGCUAAUCCCUUGCACCCUGACUCUUAUGCUGAUACUGAUAUUAGUGAUGAUAAAAUAUUUGAGAUUGAAGCAGUUGAAAAUGGUCAAAGUCCGGAUCAAAUUGCUCUAAUGGUUGGCUCCGGCAAUAUUAUUUCAGGAAUUGGUGGUGUUGACUAUAAUUGUGUAGUAAUCAAUCAUCGUGGAAAGAAAGAAAAUUUUUCCCCCGGUAAAAAUAUUGAAGUCAAGGGCAUUAAAAUGGGUCCGGGUAAAACUUAUAUUAGUUUUACUGCUGACCGUAGUCGAACAACUUUAAAUAUUCUUGAUAAUUAUGAAAAAGUGGUGUUAAUUAAUGAUGAUGAUUCAAACUUUCUCUCAGUUUUUGAAAUUGUAUUCAACGCCAUUACAAAUGAUGUUAAUCUAAAACAAAUACUGGAGAAAGUUGGGAAAGAAGGAAAUGAUUUUUUAGAUUCGAUUACUGGUCGAGAGAGUGAUUUUGUUAAUAGUGAUGGAGUUACUAUCAAUUAUGAAAAAGUUAAAAGUUUUUUGGGGAAAAUUGAAAAUCUUAAUGAUGAGGUUGCAAUCAAAAGUUUUCGGGAUGAGGUAUUGGUUUUAAUCAAGACUAAGCGGACUGAGCGACAAAAAACUAAGGGAUUGGAUGAAAAUCUAGAUCGGGCUAAUUCUCCGGAUGCUACUGAUGAGCAAAGAGUUAAGACUCUUAAAGAUAGCGGUGAGUUAGUAGGCCAGGAAACUUCUGAGCAAAAAACUAAAAUAGAGCAAAUUGAAAAGGAUUUAGCCAAGAAUCCAACAAAAUUUCGAGAGGCUAUCCAAGGUCUGCUGAUCAGACAAAUGGCUAGUCAAAAAGUAAAACCGGAAGAACUUACUUCUAGUAAAGAGGAAUGGGAAUCAUUGGAAACUGAAACUGAUCCAAUCCAAAUUAAAAAUAUUAAACAAAAAGUAAGCCAAGAAGUAGGAAGUAAAGGAGCCCAGAAAAAGAUAGGAUUUUUUACUACUCGAGUUAAAGAUGCUUUGAAAUUGGGGGAUAAAAAACUAAUUCAACAGUUUAAAGAAAAACUAAUUGAAUUUAUUAAUAGUCCUAACGCUUUUUAUCAACAAAGAGUUUCGGAAGCACAGGUCUUACUAUCCCAACUAGAAAAUCCUAAUCAGCAGAAUGGUGACGGUUCCCCUAAUUCAGAUGGAUUCCCUUGA